AUGUCAAAGUCACUCGCGCCCCCAGAUGUUCCCAACACUGUCCUCUCGUAUCCCCAUCCUCAUAUCCUCUUGGUUACUCUUAAUCGGCCAGACCAACUCAAUGCGCUACAGCGACAAAUGAGCUUUGAGCUCGAUCGUCUCUGGAGAUGGUACGAUAACGAACCUACACUACGAUGUGCUAUCAUUACAGGUACCGGACGAGCGUUCUGCGCCGGUGCGGAUUUGAAAGAGUGGAAUGUCAAAAAUGCGGAAAGCAGUACAGCCAAGGUGGAUAAAUGGGCAGACAACGGAUUUGGAGGAUUGAGCAACAGACGUGGAAAGAAACCCAUCAUCGCAGCAGUCAAUGGACUUUGUCUUGGUGGCGGAAUGGAGAUGAUACUCAACCUGGAUAUGGUCAUUGCGAGUGAGACAGCCAAGUUCGGUCUUCCAGAAGUCAAGCGUGGUGUUGUCGCUAUCGCAGGCGCUCUGCCGCGUCUCAUCCGCAUUGUUGGACGUCAACGCGCAUCCGAGGUGGCACUUCUAGGACGCAUGUAUACUGCACAGCAAUUCCUCGACUGGGGCAUUGUGAACAAGGUGGUCAAGUUGGACGACGUUGUUCAAGAAGCCUUGCGAUGGGCGAUUGAAAUGUCUAACGUUUCGCCCGACUCGAUCAUUGUCUCUCGCGAGGGGCUGCUGGGUGGCUGGGAAGCUGAAAAUCCCAAGGACAGCACGAACGGGAUUGAGAAGGGAAUUUAUCAGAGUAUUGAAGGCGGUGAGAACAUGAAGGAGGGUGUUUUGAGUUUUGUCGAGAAGAGAAGUCCUGUGUGGAAGAACAGCAAGCUAUGA
Molecule: messenger RNA, 825 nt
Organism: Fusarium sp. VM40
Lineage: Eukaryota; Fungi; Ascomycota; Sordariomycetes; Hypocreales; Nectriaceae
Source: the annotation of a GenBank genome assembly